Messenger RNA from Funneliformis mosseae, 264 nucleotides. NCBI's taxonomy places the organism in Eukaryota, Fungi, Glomeromycota, Glomeromycetes, Glomerales, Glomeraceae. The record is from the annotation of a GenBank genome assembly.
GAGGAAAAAGAUGUUGAAAAGAUGGAGAAAAAUGAACGAGAAGAUACAGAAGAUAAUGGUUCCUGGGAAGAAGAUGAAAUUAAUGAAAGCCAUCAAAGGAGAAAAAAGAAGGUUGGCUGUUCAUACCUAGGAAAUUCUGGAUGGGGUUAUUGCACCUGGAGAUGGGCACCUGCUAGAUUAUUUUUAGCUAAUGGCCCCAUUUCAAGUUCUAAAUUGAACCAGAAGAUAAUGGUUCUAGGCUAUCGAAAUGCAUUUACCAAAUGA